AUGUCUGGCGUUGCAUGGACACUGACUGCCUUUUUCGAAAUGAUUCUGUUCGUUCUGACUCUCUGGAAGUCUGUACAGCUGAAACGGUCAAAGCUUGCGAUGGACAAUCCAAGGGAUGAACUACCACGAGCAGAGCACAUUAUCACAUUAAUGGCGCGAGACUCUAUCAUGUACUUUGCUAUUAUAUUCUCAAUAUGUCUUCUGGGGGCAAUUUUAGUAUUCAUCGCUGACGAAAGCCCCGUUAGUAUUAACAAUCCGUUUUUUGUUGACUUCAACAAAUUUGGAUCAAACGCAUACCAAACAAUUGUGAUAACAAUCGUGACGAUCCUCGCUCCGAGGAUGCUCAUCAAUCUUCGAGAAGAGCGUUACGGUCCAGUCGGGAUAAUUCCAACUGCACUUUCUUGGGAUGUCUGCGUUCCAGAACAUUCUGGCCUGCAGACUACCGGUAAUAUUGUGGAAUGA
Molecule: messenger RNA, 462 nt
Organism: Fomitiporia mediterranea MF3/22
Lineage: Eukaryota; Fungi; Basidiomycota; Agaricomycetes; Hymenochaetales; Hymenochaetaceae
Exons: 3
Coding region: 1-462 (153 amino acids)
Source: RefSeq, a predicted model, not a curated record